AUAAUCGGACUGAUAAAAAUGUAUUCUGAAACAAUCAGAGAGAUAUAUGAAGACAGCCUGUUGGUGAUACGUGCCGAAAAUCGACAACCCCUCGAACCUAUUUAAAUACAGCAAAUCUGCCGAGGAGAUAUUAAUUCCAUAUGGAUGGUGAAUAUGAAAAGAGAAAUGUACAUAUAAGCAUGUGUAUGUAUAAUACAAGAAUGGAGUCCAUGCAUAGAGAGGACAUGACGUCAUCACAGUGCGCUGCGCUCUGGACGAGGCGGUGGCGGACACCUCUUCAAACAACACUGUCAUUUAGUUGGCAUCAGAUUAACUUGGGAUGCCUAAGAAGUUCCAGGGUGAGAACUCCAAGGCUGUCACGGCCAAAGCUCGCAAGGCUGAGGCUCAAGCCGUGGCAGACGCCCGCAAAAAGAAGGAACAAGAGGAUGCUUUGUGGACGGAAAAUGACAAACAUGUCCUGAAAAAAGAAGCGCGGAAGGAUGACAAGGAGAAGCGGAGGUUGGAGGCCCUGGAGAGGAAGAAGGAGAACCAGCGCCUCCUGGACGAGGAGGCCUCCAUGCUGAAGGGCCGGGCCACCAAGGAGGCCGCGGCCGCGGCGGCAGCGGCUGCAGCCGGGGGCAAGGUGACCCGCGCCCAGAUAGAGGAGACCCUACGGGCUGAGGAGCAGCAGCCGGGCGCGCCUCGACCCAAAGAAAAGAGCCACCUUGAGACCCCAUUGGAGGAGAACGUGAACCGGAUCGAGCCUGAGGAGGGCAGUGUCACUGCCCGGACGAUAGAAGACGCUAUUUCCGUGCUCAGUACGGGACCAGAGGAGGUGGACCGCCACCCGGAGCGGAGGAUGAAGGCGGCCUUCGCCGCGUUCGAGGAGGCCCACAUGCCCCGCCUCAAGAUGGAGAACCCCAACAUGAGAUUGUCCCAGCUGAAGCAGAUGCUGAAGAAAGAGUGGACCAAGUCGCCGGAGAACCCGCUGAACCAGCGCUUGGCGGCCAUCUCCAACUGAAGGCCUCCCGGCACUCACUCUACACUCGCUCUAACCUCGUUCACAAGCCCAACCAAGCUCAAAUUCUCACUAUUUUGGAACAAAUGGUUCUUAGGGUCGAUGGCGAGAGUUGCUGAUGAAAGCCGUUACCGCGCACUUAGACGGACUCACUCCAAUGCCCCGAGGACUUUGAAGAAGGCUUUUAAUUCUACGCAGCUUUUGCGAGCUAGCUAACAUCGGCUUAGUUUUUUUCUACUCAUUAUUGCCCUUAAUGACAUUUAAGUUUACGUACCCCACCUCCUGAAGAGGAUUCUCUGCAUCUUAUGAGUUUGAUUACGUUGGGCUCAACGAAAGUUGAGACGUCAAGCCUUGUUUACGAUAUUUUGAGAUGACAGUAAUUAAUUCAAGGGUGCUACUCCAUGACCGUAUCAACCAUCUCAUUUAAAGAUUUACAAUGUUUUUGCUUUUGAGUGCUCGACUCUCGGAUCGGUCUGAGCAGGGCUGGACAAUAAUGUGAAUAAAGUCAGGCAUUGAUUCACAGCAA
Gadus macrocephalus (Pacific cod) is the source of this 1523-nucleotide messenger RNA. RefSeq names its product coiled-coil domain containing 124 (gene ccdc124). Gene Ontology annotation, molecular function: transcription coactivator activity. The transcript is spliced from 6 exons. The record is from RefSeq and is a predicted model, not a curated record. NCBI's taxonomy places the organism in Eukaryota, Metazoa, Chordata, Actinopteri, Gadiformes, Gadidae. Bases 320 to 1000 code for a protein of 226 amino acids. Gene Ontology annotation, biological process: transcription by RNA polymerase II. Gene Ontology annotation, cellular component: nucleus.